CCCGGGGCGGCGGGGGCGUCUCUUCCCGCUCCUCGGGAGCGCUGGAUGCGCCGCCGGUUUCCAGUUACCGCGAUGCCGGGCGGCGGGGCGGGAGGAGCCGCGGCGGUGCCGCCGCUGCCCCUGCUGCAAUGAGUGAUGCUGCCGGGGGCGGCGGCGGGGGCGGAGAGGCGCAGAGCUACCGCGGAUCCUCCGCCGGCGGCUGCGGGCGCAGCGGCUCUGCCUCGCCCGGUCGGCGGCGAGGCGGCGGGCCCGGGGCCGGCCGGGGCAGCAGCAGCAUGCCGGCGGCCGAGGGGGACAAGAAGGAGGCGGCGCCGCCGCCGCCUCGCCCUGCCGCCCUGCUGCGGUGGGACGAGGUGCCCGAGGACUUCGUGGAGUGCUUCAUCCUCUCGGGCUACCGGCGGCUGCACUGCUCGGCGCAGGAGUGCCUGGCCUCGGUGCUGCAGCCCACCAACGAGACCCUCAACUUCUGGACCCACUUCAUCCCACUGCUGCUCUUCCUCAGCCGCUUCGGGCGGCUGCUGCUGCUGCGGGGCGCCGGGGACGUGCCCUUCCACCACCCGGCCCUGCUGCCCCUCUGGUGCUACGCCUCGGGGGUGCUGCUCACCUUCGCCAUGAGCUGCACGGCCCACCUCUUCAGCUGCCUGUCCCCGCGCCUUCGCGCCACCUUCUUCUACCUGGACUACGCCUCCAUCAGCUACUACGGCUUCGCCAGCACCGUGGCCUACUCCUACUACCUGCUGCCCGGGCUGAGUCUGCUGGACGCCGGGGCCAUGAGCCGCUACGUGCAGCAGCAGCUGGGCUGGCAGCUGGACUGCAGCCUGCCCAUCGCGGCCUACCGCGUGCUGGUGCUGCCCGUGGCGCUGGCGCUGGCCGUGGGCUGCACGGCCGCCUGCUGCCGCAGCCGCGCCGCGUGCUGCGCUUACCCCUUCGCCGUGCGCACCUUCGUGUUCGCCAUGCCGCUCAGCAUGGCCUGCCCCAUCAUGCUGGAGAGCCUCCUCUUCGACCUCCGCGCACGCAACCCCACGCUCUUCGUCUACUUCUACCGCCGCUACUUCUGGCUGCUGGUGGCCGCCUUCUUCAACGUCAGCAAAAUCCCCGAGCGGAUCCAGCCGGGGCUCUUCGACAUCGUGGGGCAUAGCCAUCAGCUUUUCCACAUCUUCACCUUCCUCAGCAUCUACGAUCAGGUGCACUAUGUGGAGGACGGGCUGGCUGAGUUUCUCAAGGCGCCCCUGGCUGCCCCCACCUACCUGGGCACCGUGGGGUAUAUGCUGCUCCUGACCGUCUGCCUUGCCGUGGUCGUCAGGAGGUUUCUCAACGUUGCAGACCUCUGCAAGCAGGACUGACCAGGCUGGAGACCCUCGAGACAGCGACCACAAUGCCGGUGACCCUUGGGUGGAGACCCUUGGGCCAAUGACCUUCAGACUGGUGACCCUCAGACCAGACCCACCAUGUCCUGAAGAAGCUGUGAAACCUGGGGGAAACACACCUGUGGAAGAGCCAGGUCCCUUUCAUGGAGGUUUGCUGGAGAAAAUGACCAUGGCAGAACUGCUCGUGCUCUUUAAACUACUAGGUUACCAGGGGAAGCAAGCAAAUGCUUACUGGUAUGUUGCUGCUUAGAGUAUAAGCUGAAAUAAUUUAGCUCUGCAACUAGGAAGAAUGCAUGAAUGGUGAAUGCCACUUACUAACAAUUAGGUCUAAACUAGCUCUGUAUAUACAUAUAUAUUUAUAUAUCUAGCUAUAUAUUUAUUAGCUACAUAUAUGUGUAUAUAUAUGUAUACACCCGAAGACAUUUGUGCAAUGAUUUCUCAUAGACUUUUAAUCAACUCCUAUGUGAAAUUUCCUAGCAGAUCAUGCACUGACAUUUAUCUUCCUCUCUGAUAUUGUAACAGGCCUUUGCAGCCACAUGCUGGAUUUUAAAUGCAAACAAAUCAAUAGCUAUCUAUAGUUUCUAAGGUCUUGCAGCCUUUUCACAGGGAACAAUAGAUUUAAGAGAGAGGAAAAACAGCUGUGAAUUAUUACAGAAUUACCAGUUGAUGGAGAGACUUUAAUUAGACAGACAGUGAGUGGUUGGUGUAGCCUCUCGGAUAAUAAAGUAAAAUGGAAGGAUAUGUGAAAUAACCAAACCAGAAAGGGUCAAACUGGUUUGGAACGGGGGCAGAGGAAGAAGGACACUGCAUAAUGGAAUGGCUCUUCCCUCAGCAUGUCAGGAACAUCUGUUGUGCUAAGGGAGUUGCUAAGGGGCCCCUUUGUCUUCCUGGGUAAAUCACCCCCGAAUCAGUCCUCUAGAGUCAAAGUCAGAUCCCAGACUUUUAUAAACCCCUGCCAAACUUGGUGGGGUUCUGUGGAUGUAAAGAGAGUAACUGAUGCAUGAGAUCUCAUUCUGUAUCUUUUAAAAAACUAUGUGGAACUAGUUUUUACUGCUCUUUAAUUAGAGCACUGUCAGAUUUAACAUCCUAAAAUUAGUUGCAGAAUAAAAUGCUGCUGAAUCUGAGUUCAGCACCUAAAAUCUUGCUCUACAAGUAGUGGAUAUUGGCACUUUUUCGUCAUUUCCCCCACUUUUUCCUGUUCUGAUUAGUUGUGGCUGCAGCUGGACGUGUUGAAGUCCUCUUUCAGAAGCUUUGGGGGAGUGCAAAGACAAGAAUUAAGGGGGAAUUUUCCAAAGCAGUAUCUUUUCAGAGCAACCCAGGUAUUAUCCUUGUCACACGACAAAGAGCUAAGUACAGACUGAGUUUACUCCCUAGAUACAUUUGUGUAAAUCAUGUGCAGAUUUUAAGCAGAUGCAUUUUGCUUUUGUCUGACGGAAUUAAGUGCAAUAAUAUUACACAAGAGGCUUACAAAUCAAAGUUCAGGUGAGAAACUGCUUGUGUAACCCAUUGUCAAAAGAAGGGCGGUACUUCCUUAGGAAAACCCUUGUGUCAGACUGCAUAAUAGUGUAGUGGCUGUUUUACUCAGCUCCUGUUGUAGAAGUGUAUUUCUGCUUGGGUCUUUCCCAUAUUCAUGGACAUGGAAUCUGAAUCCCAAGACAAUGUUUUGAGUCCAGUCCUAAUCAUCUGUAAGACAAAGUCCCCUUUGUUUAAAAUAGGAAUAUAGGAGGGACUGUAGCCAGGGUUUAUGAAGUCAAAUCCUUAACAUGGGUCAGAGUCAUCACAGACCCAAAAACUGAUACGCCCUGUACCAAUGUGACAGCUUUAUGGAAAUUUCUCAAUAGAAGUGCAUAAGCUAAAAGAAAAUUACACUCACUCAAUUUAGCUCUUAUCUCAACCCAUUUUACAUAUGAGGGUUUGAAUAUUUUAGAUUCUUAGUGAACAAUGAAAAUGGCUUAACAAAAAUAUAUACUCUUUGCCAGGCACAAUUCUGCUGGUAUGUAAUUUCUGGAAGGGUCAGAUGUGAUCUUUUAAGGAGAUUGACUAGAAUUAUCUGAAGUAGCAGUUCCCAAACUGUGGCCUCUUGAGUUAUUGCUGUUGGGCCAUAAAAAACUGCAUGGCCCUAUGUGAGUGGCUGUGUUCAUUUUUCAUUUGCCAACCUGCAUUAAAAGAAGAUGGAAACUACAUGAAGUAUUUUAUCUAUUUUCACUAACGUUUUUGUCAUAAACGUAGCAUUGCUUUCUUCAGCUGCCAACAAAGCAGAAAAUUAUCUGCACCACUGGGAGAGGAGGCUGGUUCACAACACUGUCAUUCCUUGAAAUGUGCUUUAAUAUUGUAAAAACCCUGAAAACUCAAAAUAGAAAGCCAGUGGAUCAAGACCUGCAACAGUGUAAUGCUAUGAAUUUCCACAACUGCAUAAAGAGGCCAAAAUCUUUGAGGUGGGCUGUAUUCAAGUUAAAAUAAUAGACACAUAGUAGUUAGAGCCCAAUGACUCAUCCAAACUAAUUAUGUAGAAAGGGUUUGCCUGGGAGAUGGCACUAGCAUGUCCAACCAGCAAUUAAAUGCUGAGAAAUAAAUCAGAAAGGCCAGGGACAACAAACCUCAGCACUAGAAGGCAGCUCAGAAACAAACAGUAUAAGCCAAAUGUAAAAGACCAGGCAUUUAAAGCAUACUGUAUAAUGAAUUAUAUUUGUGCUUGUCAGUCACAGUGUAGAGGACAUCUCAAGGGGCAAUGUCAAAAAUGCCUGUUGCUGACUUGUAAAAAUACAUUUGAUAUUUGGAGUUAGGCCACACAGGGUCAUCUAUAUAUAUCUCAACGACAGAUAACAGUAUAAAGUUUGGAUUGCAACCAACUGCAAUUUUACUGGAAUCUUACUGCUGUUACAAGAGUUGCUUGUGAGCCCCAGUCACACUGAAGAUUGGGUACGUGGCUCUGAUAUUAUGAAUAUUGCUUCAUUGAGAAGUUUCUGUUGGCAAAUUGUUUAGGCACAUGUAUGGGCCUGAGCACCUCAUGGAAUUAUUUGUAAAAACUGGUUGCAAGCACUGCUGCCUGAGCCACUGUAAGCAGGCUGCUGAAUCCAGAGUGAAUGGCUACAGGGAGAUGUGAUUAGAAUUUAAGAGUUCUAAUUAAUGGAUUUUUGUUU
This is a messenger RNA of Prinia subflava (tawny-flanked prinia), 4507 nucleotides long. It is a transcript of the gene PAQR9, whose product is annotated as progestin and adipoQ receptor family member 9. Lineage: Eukaryota; Metazoa; Chordata; Aves; Passeriformes; Cisticolidae. Gene Ontology annotation, molecular function: signaling receptor activity. The transcript has a single exon. The record is from RefSeq and is a predicted model, not a curated record. Gene Ontology annotation, cellular component: membrane. The coding region runs from base 129 to 1343 and encodes 404 amino acids.